AUGUCGAACGGACGUGUACCGCAGUUGUUCGGUCUGAAGGAGCGCAGAGCUGGACAAGCUCUCCGUAAGGUUGAGUCGCUGGACAUGGAGCGACAAGACCUCGAAGCACAGGUCAAGGUUGCCUCUUCGGUAGAUUUUUCUCGAAAAACAGGCAACGAACCGGUCAAAGGCACUGAACAUGCUCCCGAGUCGCAAGCAUCUACGGCGGCGAGCGCGCCCAAUCGACAACGUUUCCCAGCGUCGAGCUCCCAGAACAGUCUCCCGGAUACGGAGAAGGGCGAGAGCGGGCGACUACACCCGCGGCGUCACAGACAUGUACCCUAUCACAAGCACCCGUUGGUUGUUGAGAUGCUCCGAGCUGCGGCGUCGAGCGACUCACCGUACCCGCGCCACGCAGCCUACGACUACGUUCGGGUUCUGCCGCGUCUCGAUCCUGCAGAGGAAGCUAUUGUCGUGAUAUUGGGGAAAAAUGUACCAUAUCAUCAGUACGAGAGGGAAAUAUCGUUGCGUUUUAUCUUAUUUGUUCUUCAUGUUGUUGCGUUAUCGCAACGCGAGAAGUAUCGCCUGGUUUACGUGCAUCGACAAGAUUCAGGUGUGAGUGGCCCAGGAUUGCUCUGGUUGUUGCGUUCGUUUCGAAGGAUGCCCCGGCGUGCACAUCGGCUCUUGUCAUGUCUCGUGGUCGUGAAUGCGGGUUUGCAACUGCACCUUUCCCGCUGGACCAUCUUACCAUUCAUAGAUUUCCGCAUGUGGCGAAGGCUGCGCUUUGGCGGAGUUCUUGACGAUCUUCGUCUCGAAGAUCACCCGCAUAUCAUGCCUUUAUUGCAGUUCCCGAAGCGGAAACAACGUGAAAGGAUAUUUUCUUUCAAGAGUUUGUCACCAAGAAGUCUGGAUACUAGACGUUCGCCAGAAGCGGAAGCGGAAGUGGAAUUGGUAGCGAAUCAUCGUGUCUCGGCCCCAGAUGGAAAUGCGGCGAUACAACCCAGCUCAGAAUUGAGCGCAUUGCCGGAGGCAUCACAUCCAUCGGGAACGACAGCAAUAGCGUCUGCUGCCUGA
This is a messenger RNA of Cyanidioschyzon merolae strain 10D, 1053 nucleotides long. RefSeq lists its product as hypothetical. The coding region runs from base 1 to 1053 and encodes 350 amino acids. The transcript has a single exon. Lineage: Eukaryota; Rhodophyta; Bangiophyceae; Cyanidiales; Cyanidiaceae. The record is from RefSeq and is a predicted model, not a curated record.